Cylicostephanus goldi is the source of this 411-nucleotide messenger RNA. The record is from the annotation of a GenBank genome assembly. NCBI's taxonomy places the organism in Eukaryota, Metazoa, Nematoda, Chromadorea, Rhabditida, Strongylidae.
AUGGUAUCGCUGAACAAACUGAUGUCAGUUGACGAGCAUGGUGUCAAUUUCGAAAGCCCUCAUACUGCUGAGCAGAUGUCCUUACCGCCGGAAAUGAGCAUCGAGAUACAACAGGCCCUCGGCGCUGAUAUCAUGAUGCAGCUGGAUCAUGUCAUUCAUGUACUCACCACGGGGGAAAUUGUUGAAGAAGCUAUGGAGAGAAGCAUAAGAUGGCUAGACCGCUGCGAGAAGGCUCAUACGCGUACGGAUCAAGCGCUCUUCCCGAUUGUGCAAGGUGGUUUGGAUCUCGAGUUGCGGAAAAGAUGCGUUGAAGAAAUGGCAAAGCGAGCAAAGGUUUGGGAUAUAUCAGUUCAAUUUUUCAAAAUGACUGGAAGCUUAGAGACUGGAUGCUUUGCUGCAUACCUAGCUUAG